Molecule: messenger RNA, 3512 nt
Organism: Jaculus jaculus (lesser Egyptian jerboa)
Lineage: Eukaryota; Metazoa; Chordata; Mammalia; Rodentia; Dipodidae
Gene: Sncaip
Product: synuclein alpha interacting protein
Exons: 12
Coding region: 176-3076 (966 amino acids)
Molecular function (GO): ubiquitin protein ligase binding
Source: RefSeq, a predicted model, not a curated record
CGGCGGUCCAGCGCGGCUCCUGGGCCUCGCAGCCCUCCUCCGCCCGCGUCCGGGCUGGUCCCGGUCCAGGUCUGCCCGGAGCUUUCUUCGCUGGCCUGCUCGGUGGCGGGUGCUUUCCAGCUGCAGGUGGCGGUCAUGAGUAUUUGACCUUACUCAAAAUGUGCAAGGAAGAAUAAUGGAAGCCCCUGAAUACCUGGAUUUGGAUGAAAUUGACUUUAGUGACGACAUAUCUUAUUCAGUCACCUCUCUCAAGACCAUCCCAGAGCUGUGCCGAAGAUGUGAUUCACAAAACGAAGACCGGUCAGUUUCUAACUCUAGCUGGAAUUGUGGUGUCUCAACUCUCAUUACAAACCCACAAAAGCCGACAGGAAUUGCCGACGUAUACAGUAAGUUCCGUCCAGUGAAGCGGGUUUCUCCCCUAAAACACCAGCCAGAGACUCUGGAAAACAAUGAAAAUGAUGACCAAAAGAGUCACGCAGUGGAGUACCAGAAAGGCAUUGAGUCUGACCAGGGACCCCAGCACGAGGAGCUGGGCCCCGCAGAUGGAGUGGGAGGCUUGCCGGGGAAGGGCUCUGAGCCCAGCCCGGAGCUGGGCGAGCUGGAACAUUAUGACCUCGACAUGGAUGAGAUUCUCGACGUGCCUUACAUUAAAUCCAGUCAGCAGCUGGCCUCUCUUUCCAAGGUGACUACAGAAAAGAGAAUUUUGGGUUUAUGCACAACCAUCAAUGGCCUUUCUGGCAAAGUCUGCUCUCCUGGAAGCACUGAGAACGCCCCGUCCAACAUGACGCCCUUCUGCGUUCUGUCUCCUGUGAAAAGCCCUCACGUGCGGAGAGCCGCGGCCGCCCUCCGUGAGCAGCACAAGCUCGCCCCGGACGACUCCGAGAGCUUCUCCCCUCUGCUCCAAUGCGGCUCUGCCUAUGAGCCCGAGAGCCCUGGUAAAGACUUCCUAAAGAAGGCGUUCAGUGAGCCACACAGUCCAAAACUCGAGAAAACCCUGUCUGGCUGCCAGCUCAGGGCCUUCCACCUGCAGCCCCCAGCAACAGAGCCCAGACCAGAGGAGCAGGUGAAGGGCCUGGCCUGGACCACCUCCCAUGGCCCAGAGGAAAGGAGCGAAUACCUGAAAAAAGCAAGAAGCAUGUUGAACAUUGUGAAAGAAGGACAGAUUUCUCUCCUGCCACACCUAGCUGCCGACAACCUGGACAAAAUUCAUGAUGAAAACGGGAACAAUCUGUUGCACGUUGCCGCAUCGCAGGGACACGCAGCCUGUCUGCAGCACCUCACUUCUCUGAUGGGAGAAGACUGCCUCAGUGAGCGGAACGCGGAGAAGCUCACUCCAGCAGGCCUGGCCAUCAAGAAUGGACAGCUGGAGUGUGUACGCUGGAUGGUGAGUGAAACGGAAGCCAUUGCAGAACUGAGUUGUUCUAAGGACUUCCCAAGCCUGAUUCAUUACGCAGGCUGCUAUGGCCAGGAAAAGAUUCUCCUCUGGCUUCUUCAGUUCAUGCAAGAACAAGGCAUCUCCCUGGACGAGGUGGACCAGGACGGCAACAGCGCUGUUCACGUGGCCUCACAGCAUGGCUACCUUGGAUGCAUACAGACCCUGGUGGAGUACGGAGCGAAUGUCACCACGCAGAACCACGCCGGAGAAAAGCCCUCCCAGAGCGCUGAGCGGCGCGGGCACACGCUGUGCUCCCGGUACCUGGUGGUGGUGGAGACCUGCAUGUCGCUGGCCUCCCAGGUGGUGAAGCUAACCAGGCAGCUGAAGGAACAGACAGUGGAGCGCGUCACACUGCAGAAUCAACUCCAGCAACUUCUAGAGGCUCAGAAAUCAGAGGGCAAGUCACUCCCUUCUUCACCCAGUUCACCCUCCUCACCAGCUUCCAGGAAGUCCCAAUGGAAAAUUCCAGAUGCAGAUGAUGAGACCACAGCCAAAAGCAAGCCAGUGGUCCAAGAGGGGAUCCAGAUUCUCCGAAGCCUGUCAGCACCGGGCCGGGCAAGGGCCAAAGCAAAGGAUGAGGAUUCUGAUAAAAUCCUACGCCAGCUACUGGGAAAAGAAAUCUCUGAGAAUGUCUGCACCCAGGAAAAGCUGUCCCUGGAAUUUCAGGAUGCUCAGGCAUGCUCUAGAAAUUUGAAGAAAGUCCCUCUGGAGAAGCGGGAGCUGAAGCUGGCCAGGCUGCGGCAGCUGAUGCAGAGGUCGCUGAGCGAGUCGGACACCGACUCCACCACCUCCGAGGACUCCAAGAACACGCCGGUGAGGAGGGCGGACAGGCCCCGGCCGCAGCCCAUCGUGGAGAGCGCGGAGAGCGGGGACGGCGCCGAGAGCUUGCACCUGAUGAUCAAGAAGCACUCCCUGGCCUCGGGGCGCAGGUUUCCUCCCUUCAGUGCCAAAGCCUCCAAAUCCUUGGGUGAGCACAGCCCGUCUCCAACCUCGGAGAGUAGCGAGCCGGACUUGGAUGCCCAGGGCCCAGGCUCGGGGGGCACUCCUCCAAGCCAGCCCGCUGCAGACCCCAAUCCGGACGGCACUGCUGCCCAGAAAGUGGCCACCAGUCCCAAGAGCGCCCUCAAGUCUCCAUCAUCCAAGCGCCGGACGUCUCAGAACUCCAAACUCAGAGUCACCUUUGAGGAACCCGUGGUGCAGAUGGAGCAAACGAGCCUCGAGCUAGGCGGGGACAAGGACAAGGACAGGAACAAGAGCCUGCCGCGGAGCUCGGCGGCCAGUGAGCCCGUGGAGCCGCUGAAAAAGCCUUUUGGAACUUUUCGCUCCAUCAUGGAGACCCUGAGUGGUAACCAGAACAAUAGUAACAACUGCCAAGCCGCCCACCAGCUGAGGACCUCCACCCUGCCCUUGACCUCGCUUGGACGGAAGAUGCCAGACGCCAAGGGGAACCCCAUGAGCUCUGCCAGCAAAGGAAAGAACAAGGCGGACACGUACAGCAGCUGCACCAGUCUUUCCUCUAACCCGCUGGUCGAGGAGCUUCUGCGUAACCCCGCACGGCAUAACGACAUCAGUAGAAGGACAAAGAAAUCCGACAGCACAAAGCACGUUGCUGAGCCAGAGUCGAAAGAACUCUUCUUGUAAGUCUCUUGGGGAUUGUCCUCGCUGAUGCCCUUUGGACGCCCUUGGAAGUGACUGGACUGUCCCUGUGGGCACAGCGCCACAAACGUGGUGCCUCACCAGCAAAAGACUGAUCAGGAUGCCUUAACUUUAAAAGACAAGACUCUAGGAGACACAUUUUGGGUGAUAAUUGUAUAUAUUACUUGAUUUUUAAAAAUAUGCAGUUUGGAAGCAUGAUUGGGCAAAUGUCUGUUUUUAGCGUGGGGUUGAUGAUUCGUCCUUUUUUCAGUACUCUGGCCAAGCCUCUGACCCCACGGGUAUUUUGACGGUUGCAUGAGUGUUUGCUAGUGUUAAUUGAACUGUCCUGUCCCCACAACAUGGGCAGCAUUGGCUCAGCUCUUCAGCGAGACCAGGUCAACAGUAUUAUUCUCGGUCAAGAGAGUUUUUUUUGUUUUUUUUU